Messenger RNA from Prosopis cineraria, 2621 nucleotides. Its product is annotated as transcription factor PIF4-like. Gene Ontology annotation, biological process: regulation of DNA-templated transcription. The record is from RefSeq and is a predicted model, not a curated record. Gene Ontology annotation, molecular function: DNA-binding transcription factor activity; protein dimerization activity. The transcript has 9 exons. Lineage: Eukaryota; Viridiplantae; Streptophyta; Magnoliopsida; Fabales; Fabaceae. The coding region runs from base 397 to 2025 and encodes 542 amino acids.
AACUCGGAGAAGCUGUAGUUUUCAGAGACACGGGCCUCAUUUAUGAUUUACGUCUUCUCCGACUUCCAACCUCUUGUGCUGUGAACCCAUGUUUUUCUCGCUUCUUCCAACCACAGUAUCCCCUUCGCCUUGAAUUCUUCGUCACUUCUUUCUCUUCAUCCAUGUCGGCAUGUCGCUAUCGGUCUUCCCGUUAAAAGCUUCUCUCCCAUCUUCUCCGUUUUCAAACAUUUCCUCCAAGAUUCAUUCGUUCGUUCGCUGUCACUGAGAGCUCAGAAAGCUAGCCCCUCAUUUCUUAAUUAACUUCUCUUCCAGGUUUCUGCAGUAUCACAAUUCGUCUCAGUUCAGUUGGGUGGCUCGUCUUCUUUCUUCUACUUCAAAUUUCCCGUUUGCAUAGCCAUGAAUUUUCCUGGUUGGAAUUUUGAGAAUGAUGGCUGUGUCACCAAUCAAAAGAAGUUCAUGGGGUCGGGCCAAGAACUUGUGGAGCUGAUAUGGCAAAAUGGACAGGUAGUUACGCACAGCCAAACGCAAAGAAAACCAGUUGCGACUUCUAUCGACUCGAGACAGUUCCAGAGAGAUGAUCAAUCAACAAUCAGGGCUAAUGAAUCGUAUGGGAACUCAAGCCAUUUGAUUCAAGAAGAUGAUGCAGUCUCAUGGAUUCAAUAUCCACUUGAGGAUCCAUUGGAACAACAACUCUGUUCAAGCAUAUUAUCUGAACUGCCAUCCUCUGGGUUUGAGUCUGACAAGCCAAUAAGGCAACUCGAAGAGGGAAAGUAUGUCAAAUUCGGCCCCUACAGUGCCUGCCAUGUGACUACAAGUUCACAAACACCAAAUCUAAAGCCCUUUUCUCAGGAAUUCUCAGGAAAUCCUAUGCCUGCUCCAAGAGUUCAUUUUCCUGAUUCAACGCUGAAAAAAAUUAGUUUUGGCGGAUCACAAAAUGUCGUCAAUUUUUCUCAGUUUUCAAAACCCUCCAAAGUAGCCUCAACAUCUUCUAAUGCACAGUCUGAAGAUAAAGGUAAUUGUAAUCUAUUGAAAAACAAAGGUAAAGAGUGCUCGGUCGUGACAGUGGGUUCAAGUCACUGUGGCAGCAACCAAGUUCCUCUAGAUCCUGACAUAAGCAGGGCAUCAAGCAGUGGGGUUUGGACUACUGCUUUGUAUUCUGAAACUGAGCCCCAGAAGGAUGGUGUCCAGAAAUCAAUUCCUCAGUGUGAAAAAGGGAAGUCAGAGGUGCUUGAACCAACUUUGAGUUCAUCAUCAGAUGACUCAGGUAGUCUUGCAAAAACAUGCUCCUGGUCUGUAAGAAACCACGGCCAAAAAAGGAAAAGGAUAGAUGCAGAAGAAUUAGAGGAACAAAGUGAGGCCACAGAACCCAAAUCGGCUGUUGAAAACAAGGUAGCUCAGGGGACAAGGCCUUGCCGAAGGAACCGUGCAGCUGAAGUGCAUAAUCUCUCAGAAAGGAGACGAAGAGAUCGGAUCAAUGAGAAGAUGAGGACAUUGCAACAACUCAUACCUCAUAGCAACAAGACAGAUAAAGCAUCAAUGUUAGAUGAGGCAAUCGAGUACUUGAAAUCACUUCAGUUACAACUUCAGGUAAUGUGGAUGGGAGCUGGAAUGGCACCAAUGAUGUUUCCAGGAAUUCAGCACUAUAUGUCCCCAAUGGGCAUGGGAAUGGCUUCGCCCUCUUUUCCUCCUAUUCCAAAUCCGGUGCAGUUACCAAGAACAUCACUUGAUCAUUCCAUAUCUAUGGCUCAGACGCCGAACCAGGGUUUGAUGCAUCAAGCUCCUGUUAUGGGUCCUUUUACUUAUCAAAAUCAGAUGCAAAAUCAAGCUUUCUCAGAGCAAUACGCACGUUAUAUGGGGUAUCAAUUUAUGCAAAGUGCCUCUCAGCCGAUGAAUGUAUUUAAUUAUGGAUCUCAAGUACAACAUAGUCAAACAAUGAUUCCACCCAGCAGUAGCAGUGAACCCUUGAAUGGAGCUGCAAAUAAUGAUGUUAAUUUAAGUGGCAAGAUGGGUUUAACUAGUUUAUGAGCAUGCUUAUCAAAAUCUACUGUGUAAUUAAUAAGACAAGCAGGACAAUACAGGCCAGCUCAUGAUUUUCAGUAUCUGUGCCUACUCAACUAAAAUACUUGAAUAUAUAGCAUUUCUUCACAGGACUGACAAGUCACUUGUUUGUCCGUCGGUGACUCUACGUAUUUCUCCAAAGCGAAGUGGGAAUUGUAAUAAGCCCAGAAAAUCCAUACCUGUCAUGCCAUUCAUGGAUGUAAUGACAGGAAUGAAGAAACUGGUUUUGGUUAAAUGGCUAUCUCCAAAAAAGAUUGCUCAUGUCCUCAAAGUCUUCCAACCAUAAGAUGGCUCUAUUUUUGCAAGUGAUGAUAGGUGAAGGCCAAGGGUCCCACUCCCACUUGGCUUUGAAGACUGGUGUUGUGAGCCGCUCAUUGUUAACUUUGAAAAGUUCUGAUGAGAGCUGUAGGGACCCGCCGUUUGAUGUAGACAACUAGAUUAAUUGGGUCUCCUUUCUAUUUUCUUUUUCAUUCCUCACAAAUUUGUCCCACAGUGCUAGCAUGUAGUGACGCUGGCUCGGGAUUUCGCUAAUAGCAUAAUUUAUAUCAUUAUGAGUUUGAAAA